AUGGAGGAGUGUGGUUUCAACUUGUUGUGCAUUGACAUUAGAGAACGAGCAAGUGAACUUUUGAGUCUCAACCAAAGAUGCAACUCACCAUACAGAGACUUCAUUCCAGGACACAAUUGGUUGGCAGGUUUUCUAAGGAGACACCCAGGCCUGGAAAUUAAGAGAGCAUCAAAUAGAAUUGUACCACCAAGUUCUUCAAAGCUAAAAAUUUUACUUAAACGUUUCUUUGAAGUAUCUUUAAAUGCCUACCGUAAAGUAUGGGGUGACGACCGACCUUCACGAAUAUUCACCAUGGCUAUUGCACAGCUGCAAUCCAUCCCAAAAGUGAAGAUAAUAAUCACAGCAUCGGCAGAUGGAACCAUUUUGCAACCUUAUGUUAUUGGUCCCUUCAGCAAAUCUAUUAUAAAUCAAAUGCAACAGAUAUAUCCUGGAGCUAACUUUGUUGUGGACAGUAGUGAUGUACUUUCCAAAGAUAAAUUAUUGUCAUGGUUUCGAGACUACUUUGUUGAAAAGUUCAAGGCAACUUCUUUGCACAAACCUCAGGUGUUGUUUCUAAACCAGCCAAUAAGUGAGUCAAUGAUUGUUGGUAUUGAAUAUAAUUUAGAGAUGGGCAAACUACGGCCCGCCAAGGCCCACGAGGCUUUGAAAAGGAGUAUCUCCAUCCGAUUGGUGGAAAUGUCAGCCCAUUUCAAUGUUCACCUGGUUGGCAUGCCGACUAACCUCACCGGUGUAUUACAGCCUUUGAACAUGUCUUUUAUCAACCAACUCGAUGACCUAGCACGCAAGCAAAGUAAAUGGGUGAAAGAACAUGCAGCAGGUGCUAAUGAAGUUGUUGGUCAAGAUGAUUGUACUCUUAGUUGCAACUUGAAUGCAGUGCAAAUAGCUCAGGUUUUGAAGCGAGUUUUUGACAGAAAUACAGCUCUCUCUGAUGAAGUCCGUCAAAAUUUCCAUAACUGUGGUCUCUAUCCACUGAGUAGUCGAGCUAUUUCUGCUGAAAAACUCAACUCUCUUUCUAUGAGUACAAAUGGUCUCUUAGAUGAUUCAUGCGGCAAUUACAAUGAUCAUUUUGGUGAAAUUACAGAUAAUAGUCCUUCAAAAUUUGGAUCAGGAUACAAAAAUGGAGCUUGUAUAGGAACUAGAUCAGGUAGUGUUUACAUCACUGAGGAUAAUAGGCAGUUGAAUUUGGGACAAGAUAGAAGAGAAGAGGACCAUGGUCUUCAUCUAUUGUCAGAACUUUCAACUGCAGUUCGAACUACCCCUACUACUCCACCAGUUGCUAAGUGUUACGUUACAUCUCAACUGCACCCCAUAUCUAGGCAUCCAUCUGUCAACCGUGGAAAAGUGAAUGAGAAGAGAUGCAGCGAAGGUGAGAAUAACAGUGUGAAUUACAGCAACAUCCCCAAGCAAUCUCAGCGCACCAAGCGAUUAGCAGCAGGAGCUUCAGAAAAACUGAUGAAAAGAAUUCUGAAACGUGACGCCAAUGACGAGGAUGAUAAUGAUUAUGAAACUGAAGAUGGGUGCGAGGAUGGCCCUGCAGAGGAAGAUGCUGACGAUGGCUACUCCCUGAACAACCACCCAGUCGACAGAAAAAGAAGAAAGAAAGAUAACAACGUCUAUCACUCCAAUUAUGAUACCGUUGAUAAUGGUAUGUGUGAUAAUGACAAUUCAAUGAGUGAAGAUGAGAGUGAGGCAGACGAGGAGGAGGAGGAAGAGGAAGGAUGCUCUAGAACAAGACCAGUUGAUGAUAAAUAUCUUUUAAGAAGGCUUAAUGCUUUGACGCUAGCGGAAGUUGAAAUGAUUAGCAAUUAUAAUGAAGAUUUUCAUACCAACGACCAUCACCAUAAUCACUUUGACAGCACUUACAAUUAUGCAUCACACAAACAACAAAGCCACCAUUCUCGACAUUUUGUAGCUGCUGGUACUAGAUCAAAACAUCACUCACAUCGUUUGAAAGAGAACACAACCAUAUCUGGAGGUUUGCACAUCAGUGCUGGCAAUGAAGCCGAAAUAAUUUCUCAGGCCGUUGAAAGCAUUUUACCUUCAGUUCACUAUGAAAUUAACAAUGAUAAUAAUGGUAAUAUAAUAUAUGAUGACAAUAUUAUCUAUCAAACAAACGGUGACAGUGGGUCUAAUUUUAUAAAAAUUGAUGGAAAAUUAUUUGAAAAUCUAAAUCCUCUCUCCAACGUAAAAAUGCCUCCUUUGCUAACAACGUUAUCUAAAACUCCAAAACUGAAAUAUUCUUUAAAAAAACCACUUAAUCAACAUAAACAACAACAAAUUUGCAUACAUAAAAAUGAAGAAAAUAAUAUACUAUCAGAAGAAAUUCCUAUUCAAAUUCAUAAUAUUAUUUGUACUGAUGCUGAUGGUUUUUCACAAGCUUCUACAGCAACUAUUUAUUACAAUGAAAAUGAGAAUCCUGCAACAAUCAUUACACAGCCAAAUGAAUUUUAUGCUAAGACUAUGCAGGGACAAGAUGAUGGGGCAAACAAUUUAGCAUUUCCGGUCAAAUCUGAAUCAACUAGCUCAAAUGGUCAAACAAAUUUGGAUCUUGUACAUGUUGCAGUUGAUGAAAGAUUGCUGAGUGACGUUAUUAGAAAUGUGAAUGUUGAAAUGUCAGAGGUUUCAAUGUUAGACCAUUGCACUAAGAAUGAGAACCGAAUUUGUGAUCUAAAUAAUGACAUUAAUAAUGCUAAAGAUGAUUGUGUUGAUGAUUCCACAAACUCUGCAGAAAAAGAAGACUCAACAUCAACUUUUAAAAAUAGCCCCGUAACAUCAACAACAACGUCUACAUUAUCGACAUUAACAACAUCAACGCCAGCGUCUGUUGUGAUGUUGACCUCGUCAUCACAUUCAGUUACAGUCCUCCAAUCCUGCUCUCCAACAAUUCAAACCCCGUCGACUAUAUUAUCUCCGUUCUCGCAUUCGCCAGCGUCGCAUUCAACAUCACCAUCAUCGUUAAUAUCAACCAUGUCUCAGCUUACACCAACAGCAAAUAACACAAAAGCAACAACCAAAAAUACCACUGAAUCAUCGGCAACAGUACUCGUACAGCUGGGGGACGAGACAUACGACUUGAAUACAAAAGUUAGAAUGAUGAAAAGUAUAAAAAUUGGUGGUCAACAAGUUGAGAUCAUCAGAGUUGUAUCAUUAAAAGAAGCAUUACAUGAUUCAAAUAUCAAUGAUCCCGACCUUGUUGAUUAUUCUCUACAACUUCUUGAUUGA
This is a messenger RNA of Helobdella robusta, 3222 nucleotides long. RefSeq lists its product as hypothetical. The coding region runs from base 1 to 3222 and encodes 1073 amino acids. NCBI's taxonomy places the organism in Eukaryota, Metazoa, Annelida, Clitellata, Rhynchobdellida, Glossiphoniidae. The record is from RefSeq and is a predicted model, not a curated record. The transcript is spliced from 8 exons.